Messenger RNA from Anopheles coustani, 1284 nucleotides. RefSeq lists its product as uncharacterized. The coding region runs from base 1 to 1284 and encodes 427 amino acids. NCBI's taxonomy places the organism in Eukaryota, Metazoa, Arthropoda, Insecta, Diptera, Culicidae. The record is from RefSeq and is a predicted model, not a curated record. The transcript has 2 exons.
AUGAAAGGUGGCUUAGAAAUUCCAGAUUACGUGCUCCAUGCGCUGGCAGGUGUUGCCCAACAUCUGGGCUAUAUUUCCGGCCAGCACACGAUGGACUACGAUUUUCGCUCCGGUGCAAACAAUCGCACGGUGGUGUCUGUCUUCUACCGGGUGACGUUUCGAGAGGAACCCCGUGAAACUACCGUCCUGUGCAAAGUACCACCACCCGGCGCCGACGAAACCCUGCUUACACUGUUCGAGAGGGAAGUUUUCGUGUACGGUAAGCUACUGCCCGCUUUCGAGCAGUUCCAGCGCACCCGACAUGAACUGCUAGCGUCACAAUCGAAAGCCUCCACGGAUUCGGAAGAGCAGGUGGUUGCUUUUGCACCUCGUUGCUACCACGCACACUGCGAUGUGAAGAAAGGCGAAGGGAUUAUCGUGCUGGAGGAUGUUAGCAGGCGUGGGUUUUCGAACCGCCACAAAUUCGAGCCUAUGGACUAUGACCAUGCCCGGCUAGCGAUGGUGCAGCUUGGGCGGUUUCAUGCGAUUUCUCUCGCACUCAAGCAGCAACAGCCGGAGCUGUUUGAACAGUAUCGGCACAUGGGAGACGUCACCCGGGAGCGUGUCCUCCAGAUGGAAGGAUUCGAGCAGACUAUGGAACAGGCGUUUGAAAGUGCAAUCGCAACAUUGAACCCGGGUGACGUAGGACGGCGCGAGAAGCUGGCACGCCUUCGGGGCAGUUUUGCCGAGGAGUUGCAGAACAUUAGCGACGCUGCCCUUUCGGAGCCGUUCUGUGUCGUAUGCCACGGAGACUUUGCUGCGGACAACAUGAUGUUUUCCUACAAUGGCGGCUUUCCAAAUCGGCUCAUCCUGCUCGACUGGCAGUUGGCAAAAUACGGCUCACCCGCGUUGGACUUUGUGCAGACCAUCUUUCUCUCCACGGACGAAUCGUUCCGCCGCAAUCACUACGACAAUAUGCUUCAGACCUACCACAACGCUCUGAUGAGUCACCUGGAGCGUUUUGGAGACGAUAGUGCCACCGAAUGGUUUCCCUUGACAGUGUUAAUGCGGUUGAUUAAGUUACAGGCGCGUCAAGCGCUUGUCCUAGGUUUGCUACACAUACCACUAACGGUGGCCAGCGAAGAAGCGGCAGUGGCCAACACCGGAGACGAGCCGGAUGCGGUAGAAACUGACGAACAGAGAGAGGACAGUAGGUCCAUCGACAUAAGUGAUGUGGGCGAUGCCAAGUAUCAAACGCGUAUGGUUGGUUUACUGAAAGACGUGUUCCGGCUUGGAUAUCUAUAA